Molecule: messenger RNA, 1732 nt
Organism: Vollenhovia emeryi
Lineage: Eukaryota; Metazoa; Arthropoda; Insecta; Hymenoptera; Formicidae
Product: DNA repair protein RAD52 homolog
Exons: 8
Coding region: 442-1614 (390 amino acids)
Biological process (GO): mitotic recombination; double-strand break repair via homologous recombination; double-strand break repair via single-strand annealing
Cellular component (GO): nucleus
Source: RefSeq, a predicted model, not a curated record
GCCAAUCACCUUGCAGUUUUUCCAUAGGAGAUGCAAGUUGAUUGGCUACAUAUUUUUCAAAACUAAAAACGCGCACACACAUGUGCGGGGUAUUCCACGCAUAAUACUUGUUAAAAUAAGACAUUUUAUAUAUAUUAUUAUAUUUUGGGGAAAUUUUUUCAAAAUAUGAUAAAUUUGGGGAAAAUUCAUGGACAAGUUGGGAAACUUCAGCUUUAACCAUCUGGCAACACUGUCUCCUGCACAUUACUCAAGACAGGACCACAGAACACGUUCGACUAUAAACAAUAAGCGCGAGAUUGUCCGUGAACCCGUUUAUACGUAUACAAGCCGUCGAUGACAUCGGGGGACGUUUUGUUUCCGUAUGCUUUCGUCUCGACUUAACUGUAGACAUUUCAUACGCAUAGAUUACAUCAGACAUACAAGCCCGCCGCAAAGCAAGCCAUGGCGAGGGACGUGCACAGGCUCGAGAAGGCGGAACCGGUGGAUGUGUCGGCGGAAUUUCGUGAUUUAAUCUCGGCGGCAAACAAAACCUUUGGAGAGAGCAACUGGACGCAUACCGUUAUCAGCCAAACCUUGGAUUUCGUCGAGGUGGUUGGCGCCAAAUGCUACGUCGGUUGCGCCAGUUUCGUCAAGGUCCAGAUCGAGAGUGGAAUCUUUCACCAGGACAUUGGCUACUACACCGCAGGGGAAGCUACGAAAGGCCUGUCGAUACACAACGCCAGGAUUGGUUCUGCUGUAAAUGCCUUAAAGAGAGCUCUUCUGUCUUUUGGUGGUAUAAUUGAGAGAGAGCUGGAACAGCUGCAAAGACAGGCUGGUCCUGAACAGGCUAACGACUUGCAAAAAGGUCCGGCGCAACAAUUGGAUAAGCAGAAUUCAAACAAUUCAAAUAAGUUGCUUAACGUUGCUGCCACAUCGCUUGGAAUUGGCAUUAAAGAAGAACCUCUUGCAGCAGAAUCUGUUAAAGUAGAACCUGUUGCAGUAGAAUCUCAUACAGCAUCUCUUCCCUGUGAAUUGCACAAAAAACAUACGAGUAAACCUCAUUCAAAUGAGUAUUUAUUUUUGAAAGAAUGUGUGAGAGAAUUAGCUAGUCAACUAGAGCAGAUGAAGGCUAGUCGGGGGUUAGGGGUUAGUCUACCAUCUGGAACAAUUCCUAAAAUUGUCGAGGCCUUGCCGAAUGUAACAGAUUCUGCAACUAAAGGACUGCAGUUGAAGAACAGUGCAACUAAGGCUGAUCCAUCGUCAUCUAAGGAGGUUCUUACAAUUAGUGUCAACGUUGUCGAAGCCUCGCCGAAAGGAACAAAUUCUACAAGCGAGGAGAAGCUGAAAUCAGAUCCUACUGUGGGAUCCACUGUGAACAGUACGAGCGAGGCCAAUCCACUGGCAUCUGUGAAAUACAAAAAUACGAUUGCCGAGCCCUGUCCAACUAAAACAAAUCCCACAAGUGAACAGACGUCGAAAUCGGGUAACGCUGAAAAACCGAGUUCUGCAAACGAGCUGCUACGAAUGGAGAGAAAGAGGAAGCAAAUGGAAAAGCAGAUGGAAUUUAAGAGACGCAUGGUGGAGAAAGAGAAGUUAAUGUCCGUCACUGAAAACAAGCCUAAUCCUAAAUACUAAGACACGCCUAAAAAUAUUACUUUUGUGCCAGUAUUGUAUCAUGUUCCUUAGAAUGUAUGCGCGUUAAGUUUUUUUUUAUAUCAAAUCGAAUGUAUUUAUAAAUAUUUCAGCAUAGAAA